Messenger RNA from Oldenlandia corymbosa var. corymbosa, 2225 nucleotides. NCBI's taxonomy places the organism in Eukaryota, Viridiplantae, Streptophyta, Magnoliopsida, Gentianales, Rubiaceae. The record is from the annotation of a GenBank genome assembly.
CAGAAGGCUUGUGGAAGAUAACAGAAGGAAUAUGCUGGCAAAUGGUCUCGCCUCGACUCCUCCCAUGGGGUCAGUUUUACUACUCCUCUUCAUUAUACUGUAGUUUAUUUUUAUGUUUCAAAACUGAAAAGUAUCAGGCCAUUUGUUUUUUGUUGUUUUGUUUUGCUUUUACAUUUCUUCAUCACGGUAUGUAAAAUCUGUAUCUUUGGUUUUUCUUGAAAUGUAGUUUUCCAGUUGUCACCAGCACUUUACCUUUCUUUUUCCUACUAUAACUUCUUGCGUUUCUCUAAUAGUUUCCUUUAUGCAUCAUUUUGUGUUGGUUUUGUUUUCCUCCUCAUUUCUUUAUUUUCUUCAUUUCUUUUUUGUUUUUGUUUUUAUUUUAUAUCUUCUUGAGCGAACUUCAAUGAUUGGAAAGUCAUGUAUAUCCUUUCAUCUGUCGAUGUUUGGCUCCACAUCUAGAUUGGUGAUUUCGUUUUUCCCCUUUUCUAAAGUGCGUUCAUCCAUCCUUCUUGGUCAUGUUGACACUUUUUUGUUAAUGCGUCUUCGGAUAUGGAGGGCUUCAAAAGAGUGAAAUGUAUGUACCAGUUCUGUUUUUCCACAUCGAUUGUUUAGUCUUGUCAAAUUCAUAUCUGUAUCAGUUAUUGAGGAGGUUGAUUCUUUGUUUUUUCACGCUGAAAUAUAAUUGUUUAGGCAUCCCAUCCUAAAAGGUUUAUGGAUGUGUAGACACCAAAAACAGAACUUCAAAAUUCCUUUGUUCAAGGUUCGACCAACAGAACUUCAGCUGGCGGAAGUGAACAAGUUUACAUAGGACAGACUAAUAGCUGCUCUAUUUGCCAACAGAAACCAAAACAUGAAAAAGAUUAUGGGAAAAGGAAAAAGAAAAUUGGCCUUAUUUGCUUGAUUGUUUUCUUUAUUACAGGUGGAACAGCUGGAAUCAUUUUGGGUGCGGGGUUAAUGAAACUAUCAUCAAAGAAACAGGUCCUUUUAUUGCUGUUACUAAUAGCUCGAAUAACAUUAGCACUUCCCUGACAAGAAACUUUGGCUUAAGUUCUUUUAUACCUGCAAAUUGAGAGAAUUAUAUAUUUAUAUGUCACCUUCUUUUAGAAUUUACAUUUUGCAACUACUGCUUUCUCUGUGAAAAGCAUUUGUUUUUUUGGGUGAUAAUGGCAUUUGAUUUCCCCUUCCUUUUCUCAUUGUGUAAGCUUCCCUUUACUUUUGGCGUUGCAGCCGAUGCAAUUGUUUCAACCGGACUCUCAAAGCUUGGUUAUCAUUAUGUCAACAUAGAUGAUUGCUGGGCCGAAAUUGCUCGUGACGACAAGGGAAAUCUAGUUCCUCACAAGGUUAAGUUUCCUUCUGGGAUAAAAGCUCUUGCAGAUUAUGUACAUAGCAAGGGCCUAAAGCUGGGUAUCUACUCAGAUGCAGGCUAUUAUACUUGUGCCAAGAAAAUGCCUGGUUCUCUUGGUCACGAGGAACAAGAUGCAAAGACCUUUGCCUCUUGGGGUAUCGAUUAUCUUAAAUAUGAUAACUGUAACACUGAUGGCUCAAAGCCAACUGUGAGGUAUCCUGUGAUGACAAAAGCCCUGAUGAAAGCUGGACGUCCUAUAUAUUUCUCCCUAUGUGAAUGGGGAGAUAUGCACCCUGCACUUUGGGGUAUGAAAGUAGGCAAUAGCUGGAGGACUACAAAUGAUAUAUCCGAUAACUGGGAAAGCAUGGUAUCAAGAGCUGAUCAGAAUGAGGUUUAUGCCGAGUACGCAAGACCUGGAGGCUGGAACGAUCCUGACAUGCUUGAAGUUGGAAAUGGAGGAAUGAACAAAAGCGAGUAUAUCGUCCAUUUCAGCAUUUGGGCUGUUUCAAAGGCACCCUUACUCAUUGGUUGUGACGUCAGAAACGCUUCCAAAGAUACCAUGGAAAUCCUUGGGAACACAGAGGUCAUUGCAGUAAAUCAAGAUAAGCUUGGUGUUCAAGCAAAAAAAGUGCGAAUGCUGGGUGACUUAGAAGUGUGGGCAGGGCCGCUGUCGGAUUACAGAGUUGUUGUGCUGCUUGCAAACCGGAGUCCGGUGAAGGACACCAUAACGGCACACUGGGAUGAUAUUGGCCUUCCAGCAGAUAGUGCUGUAACAGUGAGAGACCUUUGGGAGCACAAGACAUUGGAGACGAAAUUUGUGAAUAAUCUGACUGCCACAAUAGAUUCCCAUUCAUGCAAGAUGUAUAUCUUGAAGCCAUGA